AUACCACAGAGCUCGAGAUAGAGAGAUUCUAUACUAGACCUAGACAGAAAUAACCGUCUGGUAUGGGUCAUUCUUUAAUAAAACUGACAUUUGUCGAUAUUCCCCAUAGAUGUAAAGUUACACUAGUAUAUCCGGAGGUCGAUCUAGUGGAGCCAGACGUAGUCUCAGUGGAACAACCGACGAUAUGUAGCAUGUAUAGAGACUGAAGCUUUUGGUCUAGGGUCUACUAGACCUAGUUCAAUUCCACAUUACGCGAUUAUCUUCAUCACCAUGAAGCGGCACUUAACUGGAAGAAGAAUGAGUUAAUAGUUGACUCUUCACAAUACUUGUGUUUGGUGCCAAGGAAUUUCAUCAUACUGUUCAUAGAAGAUGCUACCACGCUUUUAAUUGGAGGAUGGGGAUUCCCCCGACGGCUUCGAAGAUCAUCUUGAAUGGAAUCCUUCGCUUGCUAAAUCGCUUAUUAAAUGGAAAAAUUGAGGGCGAUGUAAAUGCAGCAUAGCUUCCAUGUAAAGAUGAGUUACUCGUUGGAGAAGUAGAUCACACAGCCUUAAAACUGAAAAAGGCAUUUCAGUGACGGAUUGGAGAACACUUUCUCAGGAAUUCACAUUGCAAGUUGCCAAUGAUGAUGUUGAAUUUGAUGCUGUGAAGACCAACAUUGUUCUGCAACAAAUUGUAUUCAGGGGAAUUGGAGUUUUGAAAUGUGACUAUGAACUGGGAGAAACCUUUCAAGGCUGAAUUGUUUGGGCUGAGGCAUUCUCUAAAAAGAAAUAGAACAGAUAAUUUCAUCCAUUUCUCUGUGAAAAGACAAAAGUCAAGGGUAAUUUCAAAGACAGCAAUUGCUUAUUAAAUUAAACUCAUUUUAAUCAUCUUUAAUCUAAUAAGGAAUAUCGUAGAAGAUAUUACAAAAUAACCUUUCUUUCUAUUCCCAUACAAUUAUUGGUCAUCAUUUUCAUGUAUCCUUGGCUUAAUCAUGGUAGACGACCCCCAUUGGAAUGAUUAGAUUUUUCAUCCUACACCGUAGAUGUGUGCAUGGUUGAUGUUUGCCAAGUCUGCUAUAAGAAAGAAAUCAACUUCAAUUAUUGAAUUGAUGAGAGUCGAGUAGAGCAGGUUGCUUUUCAGACGUCAACAGAACAACCACGUUUGCAUUAUUAAUGGUAUCGUCGUAGCCAGAAGGAGAAUAAAUUUCUCCUCAAGAUUUUUGAUCUAUCGCAGAGCUUUUGUGCUUCCAGACGAUUCAUUUGAAUUACCGAGAUUGUGAAACAUCAACGCUACAUUGGAAUUAUUUAUGGUGUUGUGGUUACCAGAAAGUGAACAUUUUUUCUAAGCGAUUUCCCGUUUGACGAACAGCUUUCUCACUUCCAGGUGUCUUCUUUGAAGUACCAUGAUCAUGAAAAAUCGAUGUGGAUAGACCAAGGAAGAGAGAGACGCCGAGAGAUGUGCAUCUAGAAUGAUCAUGUGACAUGGAGAUGUGCAUCCAGAAUGAUCAUGUGAUAUGGAGGCGUUCCUUCUUCUCGUGUGGUGGCAAAAGGAAACUAAAAAUGGAGUAAACAGAUGCAACUUAACAACUCUGAAAGGUUAUCUUCAUUUGCAUGAACCCAAUAUUGUGUCUUAUAUUUUGGGAACCUGAAAACACUUUUUGUGAUAAAAAUUUGAAGUGGUUGAGACUGUCACCAUGGGAUGUUCGGCAGGGAAAAAUCCUCCACUGGAUAGGAUACCCUCGACAUCGUCGACCACGGAACUCAGGGUCAAAGAAAACGGCAAGUCUUUGCACUCAAAAGGUAAUGGAAAUAAUUCUGAGCUGCCAAACAAGAUAAAUCUAGAGAGAAGAGAUACAGGGAAAUUUGUCAAUGGUCUAGGAAAUGGAGAGGAUAAGCAGGAACAUAAUCAAGGAACAAGUCUAGUUGACUAUUCAAGUAUGAAGAAACACAAAGAUAUGCCGUUAUCGGGCCCCAUAUGCAAUAACAAUAAGAAUGUUUCGAAAAGCCAGUCUGAUUUCUUCAAGAUGUUGGAUGCCAAAAUAGAGCAGGGUGAGGAUUUUGCUACACAAGAAGUGACGUGACACCCGUCUCUCAGACCUAGAGGAACCUGUUGCAUGAUGGGAGGAAUCUGUAAGACAGGGAUAGAGAGUGAAGAAGCUUCUCAGAAGAAUGCUGGACGUUGCUUCCCCCUUCCCUGUUUGAGAAAGUUGUAAAUCAAAAAAAUGAUUUUUCUUUUCUAAGAAUGAGAAAGUAUGGACUUCUUUAAGUCAUGAUGGGUUUUUUUUUUAAGGAGAGAUGACCUAUAUUUUGUAAUAACAUUGUAAAUCUGAGUGAAAAUUAUUUAUAACUUGUGUUGAAUGGUGUUCAGUAUGAA
Molecule: messenger RNA, 2352 nt
Organism: Strongylocentrotus purpuratus (purple sea urchin)
Lineage: Eukaryota; Metazoa; Echinodermata; Echinoidea; Camarodonta; Strongylocentrotidae
Exons: 6
Coding region: 1673-2059 (128 amino acids)
Source: RefSeq, a predicted model, not a curated record